Molecule: messenger RNA, 2386 nt
Organism: Wyeomyia smithii (pitcher-plant mosquito)
Lineage: Eukaryota; Metazoa; Arthropoda; Insecta; Diptera; Culicidae
Gene: pip
Product: heparan sulfate 2-O-sulfotransferase pipe
Exons: 6
Coding region: 656-1837 (393 amino acids)
Cellular component (GO): membrane
Molecular function (GO): sulfotransferase activity
Source: RefSeq, a predicted model, not a curated record
AUUAGUUGCUGGCUGUAACGCGUUCGGGAAGCUUGUCGCGCGCGCUCGUAAAAUAUCGCAGUUUGUCGCGAUCAUCGGUCAGCGUCGUCAGCGUUGUCGCAGUGUGUUAUAGUCGGACAUCGAGAUUGAACCGGGUUUCGGUUUUUUCGGUAAUAAAUUUCGGACCGCAGGGGAAUAUCGAAAUCGAGAUCGAACGUGGCGAUUUGUUUACAUGCGCGCAAUGAACACCGGAAAGGUUUCGUCUGCCGGCAAAGUUAGCAUCAAGUGACGAAGUGAAACUUGCGAAUCGUAAUUAGAGGUGGGCAGUUUGAUAUUGGAAACGGCUAGUAAGCAAUUUUCUGUGGAAAGUGUUAUGAAGAAGAAAAUUCUAGAUUAUCAGUGAAAAUUGUGUGAUUAAGCUAGUUUUGGAAAAAAUCUAAGGUGAAGUGAAAUAGAAAUUCCGGCAUCAAAGUGACAAGAACGAAGUUAACCGCGUCCAGAGUGUGUACAAAACGCACCCACAGCAGAGGGCCAUUCUUCGGUUUAGUGCACACAUAUGUAUUAAUUCUGGUGGCUGUCGUGUGUUGUUCAACGAGCCUCGCUAGCAAUAAAAAAAAACAAACACGACUCGCGUAAAGUGAGUUGAGUGGAAACCGUGAUACCCUCCGAGAGCACCAUGGAUGUCCUGCUGCGGUACCGCAGAGUGCCGUUCCCGAAAAGAUAUGCAGAAUUUGUGGCCCUGAUUGCAAUCUCAUGCACCUUGUUCCUGUUUCUGCACACCCAGAGCCUGACAACCCGGCUGCGCGAGAUGGAAGAUAAAUUGCAACCGUCGUCAUUAAUGUCAGGCAGCGGUUUAAGUGGUAAUUCUAUUAGUCAAGCUGCCUCGGGAACUGCGAAUCAUCAUCAUCUGCAGCACCGGCCGGGUGAAAGCAAUCUGCACCACACGUACAACUAUCUGAAAAGCACCGGACAGAUGCAAACGCUAAGCGCUCGCGACCUGAACAACACUCUCCGAUCCGAGGUGCCCAUCAUCUUUUUCAAUCGGGUUCCGAAGGUGGGAAGUCAAACCUUUAUGGAACUGUUGCGUCGGUUGGCAAUUCGCAAUGACUACACCUUCCAUCGAGACGUGGUACAGCGGCUGGAAGUGAUUCGCCUAACACCCGACCGCCAACAGGAGCUUGCCGAAAUGGUUACCGACCUACCGAUGCCCUCGGUAUACGUCAAGCACGUCUGCUAUACCAACUUCACCCGUUUUGGACUACCGAUGCCCAUCUACGUGAACAUGGUUCGAGACCCCGUUGAACGUAUCAUCAGUUGGUAUUACUACGUUCGUGCUCCCUGGUACUUUGUCGAACGAAAGCAGGCAUUUCCCGAUCUUCCGCUACCCGAUCCACGUUGGCUGAAGAAAGAUUUCGAAACUUGUGUUCUACAGGGUGAUCCAGAGUGUACAUAUGCUCAAGGAGCUAUCCAUGAGGGCAUCGGAGAUCACCGGCGUCAAACUUUGUUCUUCUGUGGCCAUGAUGAACUGUGCCUACCUUUCAACAGCCCCGGUGCUUUGGAGCGUGCGAAAUAUGCCGUCGAAAGCCAAUACGCCGUUGUUGGUGUGUUGGAGGAUUUGAACACCACACUGGCCGUGCUGGAGCGAUACAUUCCACGGUUUUUCGCCGGAUCGUCGUCGGUGUACUUCAACGAAGUAAACCUGCUGCAGAAGAUCAACAAAAAUAACUUCAAGCCUCCGGUCAGCGAAGAAAUCAAGGAAAUGGUUCGACGGAACUUCACCCGGGAAAUCGAAUUCUACCAGUUUUGCAAGCAGCGACUGUACAAGCAGUACCUCGCGACGCAACUGCCGCGCAACUGAAGUUCCCUCCGCCCUGUGAAGGUCUCCUUUCUUCACUUAAAAUACUCACUCUUGCUGGAGCCACUUACAGCAUCAAGACUUCGAGUUUAUCGGGAGGCUAGUGUCGAGUUUCAUCACUGAACAAUGUUUUCAUUUCAUCGCAGCGCAGAAAACUUAUUUAUAUAAAUCACACAUAUCACACGUGCACAUAUCAGCAUUUCAUGCUUGAUUUUGUUUUUAAUUAGCUGUGUCGCAACCAUCAUAGAUGUAGGAUGUUUUAAAAAGUGCAACCAUACAAGCAUAAAGUGAAAACUGACAAAAAGUAAAACUUUGAAUGUGAUAAGCAGUAACAUACAUGGAAAAUUGUACAUUUAUAAUUUGGCUUGAAUAAACUGCUGGAUGGAAUCGGACUGCAAGCAAAAAUAUUGACAUUAAAACGUUACAGAAGCAGAAUCACAUUUGACACCUAAGGUAGAACCAUAGCCAGCAUACUGUAGAAUAGUACUAGCCAUAGACGUACUGUACUGUAGAAAGUAUUUAAUAAAACUUAAUUUAUGAUGUUAAUUUUAA